Aureobasidium pullulans EXF-150 is the source of this 1230-nucleotide messenger RNA. RefSeq lists its product as uncharacterized. Gene Ontology annotation, biological process: protein phosphorylation. NCBI's taxonomy places the organism in Eukaryota, Fungi, Ascomycota, Dothideomycetes, Dothideales, Saccotheciaceae. Bases 1 to 1230 code for a protein of 409 amino acids. The transcript has 4 exons. Gene Ontology annotation, molecular function: ATP binding; protein kinase activity. The record is from RefSeq and is a predicted model, not a curated record.
AUGGCACCGAAACACCCCCUUGAGCAGGGUGGACUGCCGACGGGAGGUCCCGCGAAGAAGGCCAAACUAGGCAACGACGAAGAUGUGGAAAUGCCUGACGCCGAAGAUGAAGUGCUCCGGACACCAGGCGCCGGGCUCUUCGACCCUUCCGUAGACCCCGAGGCUCUUGACCCAAUCCCAUGGCUCGAUGAAUAUGAGGAAUUCUCCACAGACCCAACGACCUCAACGGACCCUCCAUUCCCAACAGACUAUGCUGACGUGCCAGAUGAGCCCGAUCCAGCGAUGACUCUCGAGGACAUCGACUACACAGAUCCUAAUCUUCCAUUCGAUAUUCCAUUUGUUGAACACUCUAAAGACGAGAGUGCCGAUCAGAACAGUCCAAUCCCUGGCAGCUCACCGCCCACUGUAUCAGGGGCAGCAGAGGUCAUCAGCAAAAUCAAAAGAUCAGUCUCAUGGAUGUCAAAGAGUGGUCAAAUAAAUCCCUUCGACCUCAAAAUAUAUAUACCUUUUUACAAAGAGAGCGAACCAGAUAAAGACAUGCUCUUGAAGAAAUUCAAACGCGUGGACAACCUGGACAAAGAGACACACGGGAACGCUGAGCAAGGAUGGAUAGGCGUCAACGAAGCUCUUGGAGAAGGUGGCCAAGGGUGUGCUCGUCUCUUCGUCAAACUCGACAAAGAAGGCAAAAUCGUCGACCGAAUUGCAGUCAAAGAGACAUACGAAAGUGCCGCAACGUGGCUCAGCACUGGUUUCUGGCAUGAAUACAGAGAGGGGAAAGAUCCUCGAGAGGCGAUGAUCCAUCGCUUGUUGAGUCUAGAGACCGAACAGAAGUGGGAGCGCCAUAUCAUCGACUACAGAGGUCACUCCAUAAAUCAUAAGAACAAGAGUCACAGAACUUACAUGGAAUACGUUGAUGGAGGCGACCUCCAUAAAUUGUUCAGAGCACAGAACAAAAAGUACACUCACAUCAACAAGCAUGACGGAGAUGGGACUCCCAGGAGGGAUACGGAUGGGGCUGAAGGUGUCCCCGAAGCAUUUGUCUGGUACUUUUUGAGACAGAUGGCUACCGCAAUGCAUCGAAUGAACAAUAUUCCUCUACGAGCAUACAGAGAGUAUCACGUGGUUCAUCAAGAUAUCAAGCCGGCGAACAUCUUCCUAGGUCGCUGUGACCCCAACGAAUUCCCACUUUACCCCAUCAUGAAGGCAAGUAGAAGCUGUGUCUACGUGUAA